Messenger RNA from Acipenser ruthenus (sterlet), 2329 nucleotides. Its product is annotated as putative E3 ubiquitin-protein ligase UBR7. Lineage: Eukaryota; Metazoa; Chordata; Actinopteri; Acipenseriformes; Acipenseridae. Gene Ontology annotation, molecular function: ubiquitin protein ligase activity; zinc ion binding. The record is from RefSeq and is a predicted model, not a curated record. Gene Ontology annotation, cellular component: cytoplasm. The transcript is spliced from 11 exons. The coding region runs from base 102 to 1355 and encodes 417 amino acids.
GGGGGGAGUAUUUUUGCAAAUAAAAAACCUUUGAUGUUCUCCCGUAGCAGGCUUGACCUGGAAGUACUAGCAGUUUUUUUUCUUUCACUGUUUUUUUAAGGAUGGCGGUAAAUGAAGGAGAUGAGGUUGUUCUUUCUAUGGUGGAUGUCCUAGAAGAAAACGAAGAGUUAGAGAAUGAAGCCUCUGCUGUGUUGGGGGGCAGUGAUCCUGAGAAAUGUUCAUAUCCUAAGGGUUACGUUAAGAGACAGGCCCUCUAUGCUUGCAGUACCUGCACCCCGAAAGACGAGGAUCCAGCGGGGAUAUGCCUGGCCUGCUCCUACAAGUGUCACGAGGGGCAUGACCUCUAUGAGCUUUACACCAAAAGGAACUUUCGUUGUGAUUGUGGCAACAGCAAGUUUAAAGGCUUUGAGUGCAAGCUCUAUUCUGGAAAAGACACAUUAAAUACCAAUAACAAAUACAAUCAAAACUUUGUUGGUUUAUACUGCACCUGCAAAAGGCCUUAUCCUGAUCCUGAAGACGAGAUUUCAGAUGAGAUGAUCCAGUGUAUUGUGUGUGAAGACUGGUUCCAUGGCAGGCAUCUUGGUGCCAUCUCUACAGAGAGUGUGGAGCUCCAGGAGAUGAUCUGCGUGUCCUGCACAAACAGAACCCCCUUCCUCUGGGCCUACGCAGCACAGCUAGCAGCUCCUUCUAUGACUCUAGUGGGCCCCAUCGAGGCUGACGUGGACAUGAGUAUGGAGGAGACUGAGGGAAAGAAGGGGGUCAAGGAGGAGACUGAGAACAAGGCCUCUGAGCCAAGUGCAGAGGAAACUCCCACCUGCAAGAGUGAAGGACAGCAGCCUUCCACCAGCACUGCUUCUGACCAGAAGCCGGUCAUCAAUGGAGAGACUGCCUGUAAAAGGAAAUUGGAUCAAGCCGAGACAGAGACUUGUAAGCUAGAGAAACUGAAAGCAAAGUCGUUUGUACAGAAAAACACUGCCAUCUACUUGCCAUACAACUGGCGCAGCAAUCUGUGUACCUGCCAGAGGUGCAAGAAAACCUAUGCAGAAUCUGAAGUGCCCUUUCUGUUUGAUGAGUCGGACACAGUGCUAGCCUAUGAGAAGAGAGGACAGUCCAGUCAGGAGAGUGACACAGAAAGCAGAGAUCCUCUUAUGGCAGCUUUGAGCGGCAUGGACAGGGUCCAGCAACUGGAGAUGAUAUAUGAGUACAACGACCUGAAGACUGAGUUGAAGGAUUAUUUGAAGAGGUUUGCCGAUGAAGGCAAGGUGGUAACCAGUGAGGACAUCCAGGACUUUUUUGAACAGCUACGGUCUAGGAAGAGAAGAAGGGUUGAUAACAACCACCAUUACUCCACUUGAACAAUUUCUUUCUCUCUCUGGCAUUCAAGCAACACUUUCAAACAUUUCAGAUUCUUUUCAGGCACUUUUUCCUAGUCUGCUCCUAAAUAAAGAUGUCGCAAUAGGAAAUCGAAUGGUCCUUCAGGUUUCCUGUUUAAUAUUUUGAGCCAGCACUGGUUUUUAAAGACUCUUUAGUUUAAUGACUUGGUGUAGGGUAUCUCAGCAGAAGACAUAGAAUGCAUCGAUUAUUAGAAUCUCCUUUCUGCUUGGUAGGCUGAUUUGUACCAUGAGUGUACGGGCUGGUAUGUGAAACCCAGUGUGACACCGCACAGCACUGCAGAACCUCUGUACCACAGUACAAAAUAGAACUUGAUAGCCAGGAUUUAUAGGUGGGCAUAUGAGUUUAAUGUGUACCUGGUUAAUGUGCGAGUAGCACAUACUAUAUGUGGUACUGUCUUUUGUUUUUAGACAUUUUGAGUCAUUCUUUUUUUUUAUCUGCUUUUGUUCUUUUAAACUUUUUAAAUCUUUUUGUUGUAGGAAGAACAUGUAAUGCUAGAUAGAUCUUUGGUUCCUGGUUGUAUUUUGAAGGAUUGAGACCUCUUUAUCUAACAAGCUGUUUUUGUCUUUUCACAAAGUGUGAUCUACAAGAAAGUAGAAGGGGUGAAAUAUACUGUGACAAAAAACAGAUGUCUGAAAUUGCACAAGCAAACAAAAUCAACAAAAUGUAACUUAGCCUGAUAAAAUGCAUCUGUGUGCUAUCCUAUAUUGUUUGAUACUUGUAAUUGAUUUAAGAAUUUUCUUAUUUUCAUAUUUCAGUACUUUCAGUUUAGACAUAUUUGUUAAAUUGAUGUUUUAUUCCCUCUCAACUGAAUCUUCUUGUACUAUUUGUGUAAAACAGCGAGAUUCUAAUUUGGUUUAAGUACAUCACUUAUGUUGUUCAUAACCAUUAUAAGGCAUAAGUAGUUAUGAAAUAAAGUGUACAUUUUUUGUCUCUC